Phytophthora sojae is the source of this 1338-nucleotide messenger RNA. RefSeq lists its product as hypothetical. The record is from RefSeq and is a predicted model, not a curated record. The coding region runs from base 1 to 1338 and encodes 445 amino acids. NCBI's taxonomy places the organism in Eukaryota, Oomycota, Peronosporomycetes, Peronosporales, Peronosporaceae. Gene Ontology annotation, molecular function: oxidoreductase activity. The transcript has 3 exons.
AUGUCUGCGGCUGAUAAGGCCACGUACAAGGGCGCGCUGGCUGCUGCGAUGGACUCGGGUGCCUACAUCAAGUUCGUCGAGAUCCACACCGAAAUGAAGUCCGAGAUGGAGGCGCACAAGCAGUGCAUGUUCAUCUACUGGCAUCGGCUCUUCCUCGUCGCGUUCGAAAACAUGCUCCGCGGCCAGGGCUCCAAGUACGCGUGCGUCACGGUGCCGUACUUUAACUGGAUGACAGCGAGCAACAGAGCUCUAACCGGCGAGUGCAAGACGCUGGGCGAGUGUUCACCCAUCCUGAGAGAGUUGGGCGGGUACGCAGGCAACUCGCAGAAAACCGUGACCAUCAACGGCGUCCCAGUGACCGGAAACUGCGUGGCCACGAACCCACUGAACCACUUUUGCCAAGGCAACUGGGGAUCAGCAAAGGUCCCGGCGAGUGUGAGCUACGCGUCGGUGAUCGGACAAGUCUUCAACGGGACGAACAUCGACAAAGUCUCUCGAACUGUAGAGCGCGGUUGUCACGCCGAUAUCCACUCGAUUCUUGGAGGAACAAUGACCAAGUUCCAGUCACCUGCAGAUCCGAUCUUCUGGUCACACCACGCCAUGCUGGAUGCGCUGAUCACCAUCUUCCACAAGUGUCGGGUCGGCACUCGACGCAUGACGUUCGCCCAGAAGGCGGCGGAUCCAGUUGCUUGGGCAUCUUGUAGGCGACGAGUUGGUGGGGGGAAACUAGCCACUGGACCGCCAUUCAAGCCAACGGACGUCAUCACAAUGCGGACCGGCCAGAAAGGCAAGACCCCGAUAGACGCUAGUAAGGACCCACUCAUCGGUCGGUACUUCCGGGGCGUGCCGAACCGCUUCGCCGACAUGUUGGACGGGAGCGAUCUUGGUCGCAGCAGCUAUACGUACGAGAUCAGCGGCCUGCUCGCUACGAUGUACAGGGAUUGCGGUGGCAUGACAAAGAGGCACAACCCACCUGCCGCUCCUGCAGCUAAGAAGUUGGUGAUCGCUACACACUUCACUCGACCAGAGAAGCGCGUGAUGAACUGGUACAAUCAGUCUCUGGUAUCCAAUGGAGGAAAGUUUCAGGAUAACAUCGCCGACAUGGAGCGCCAAGUGUGCAUGUUCCAGGAGCUCUGUCUUGGCGGGAUCGUCGAGUAUUCAGAGGAGUUCAAGGCUCUUUGGGGGGUCGAGGAGCCGCGCUGCAGGACCAUCGUCAAUGCCAUCAACCGCGGCGAGCAGCAAAUCUUGGACUCGUCGUGGAAAGAGAAGAUGGAAGCGCAUUUCGGUUGCCCCCAUCCGGCGAAUGAGACGAUCGCUAGGGCAACGGGACGCAAUUGA